This is a messenger RNA of Paramecium octaurelia, 540 nucleotides long. Lineage: Eukaryota; Ciliophora; Oligohymenophorea; Peniculida; Parameciidae. The record is from the annotation of a GenBank genome assembly.
AUGAUGGUUUAAACUUUUUGUGAGGAAUUAGAAAUUAUUGUAAAAAGAGAAUAAUCUAAGUAGCUAUUGAUCCUAAGGAUGUUAAUUCUUUAUAUGAGAAAGGUAGAUUAAAUCAUAAUUGUAUUAAUAGGUUAGUGUCUAAGAAAGUAAAAUAAAUAUGAGGAUGCAAUCACUUGGGUGGACAAAGCAUUAGCUAUUGAUCCUAAACAUGUCUAUUCCUUAAACGAGAAAGGUAGAUUGAAUCAUUAUUAUAUUUAUAGGUGAAUGUUUAAGAUUAUUGAAGGAAUAUAUUCAAUCUUUAUAACUGCUAGAUUAAGCACUUUGCAUCAACCCUCAGGAUACAUUUUCUCUCAACUGUAAAGGUAUUUAUUAUCCUAUUAUUGUAGGAGAUUGUUUAAGAGAUUAAUAGAAAUACAAAGAAGCACUGAUAUGUUAUGAAAAAUCAUUAAAGAUUGAUCCAAAUAAUCAAUAUUCAAAAAACUAAAAUGGUAUUCCUAACCUAUUAAACUAGAAUUCUGCAAAAAGAAAUUGAAUCAGUGA